Amphibalanus amphitrite is the source of this 3051-nucleotide messenger RNA. RefSeq lists its product as uncharacterized. Gene Ontology annotation, biological process: DNA integration. The transcript has 3 exons. Gene Ontology annotation, molecular function: nucleic acid binding. Lineage: Eukaryota; Metazoa; Arthropoda; Thecostraca; Balanomorpha; Balanidae. The record is from RefSeq and is a predicted model, not a curated record. The coding region runs from base 1 to 3051 and encodes 1016 amino acids.
AUGGGGAACGAGAAGGAGACCUGUGAUCUGCGAGACGCUUACCUGCAGAUCCACGUGCACGCAUCGCUGUGGCCGUAUCAGACUGUAGCGUUCCAGGGCAGACGGUGGUGUCUGAGCAGACUUGCCUUUGGGCUCAGUCUCGCACCGAUGGUGAUGAGAAAGGUGCUGGAAAUGGCCCUGGCCCUGUUGUCCACUGACGGAACGCACUUCACGGUCAGCUGGAGGCCGUACUCAUCUCUCAGACUCUUCACGGUCUCCAGGCGCCUUCUAAUCAGCACUACUCGUGCGGGCAACCGAACCAUAUCGCCCGCGACUGCACGGCAGGCCGCGGACAGCGGGGCCGUGGAGGCCCCCGUGGUGGACGGAGCCUCCUGUGAUGGUGAGAGGACUGGGGUGUCGCGUGCAGUGGCAGCGACUGCACGGGUGAGUCAUGAUCAGGCGAGCAGUGAGGCGGCCCCAGCGUCAGGUGCAGCGGCGACAGCUGCAGCAGUGAAUCGAGCUGACAGCAGUAAGGGGGAUCCGGUGUUGGGUGCGGCGGCGGCGGCCGCACCGGCUAAUCGAGCCGACGAGAAGGACUUUGUGGUGAGCUUUGAUGAGACAGAAAAGAAGUGGUCGGUGGAGUGGAAAUGGUGUGGAGGAAAGGAGCCCGAGCAGCUGCACAAUACAGCAGAGGAGUACGCGAUUCCAACAGAAGCCCGACACGAAUACGAGCGAGAACUCUCCAAGUGGGUGGCGAAUCAAUGGCUCGUCCCUUAUGAUGAGAGCGUGCACGGGAGGGUCAAAGGCACGAUCCCGCUCAUGGCGGUCAUCCAACCGAAGAAGGACAAAGUGCGUCCCGUCAUGGAUUUCAGGGAGUUAAAUACGCACCUGGACCCGCAUACAGCUGACGCGGAUGUUUGCAGUGAGAAAAUCCGUGAGUGGCGUCGGUGUGGACGAAACGUGUCUCUCCUAGAUCUGCGAGACGCUUACCUGCAGAUCCACGUGCACGCAUCGCUGUGGCCGUAUCAGACUGUAGUGUUCCAGGGCAGACGGUGGUGUCUGAGCAGACUUGGCUUUGGGCUCAGUCUCGCACCGAUGGUGAUGAGAAAGGUGCUGGAAAUGGCACUGAAACGUGACCCGAGGGUGCACACCGCUACAUCACCUUACGUGGACGACAUACUCGUAAAUGAAAACAUCGCUACUGCAUUGGAGGUGAAGGGUCAUCUGGAGGCGCUCGGUCUGACCUGCAAAUCCCCGGAGAAGGUGUCAGAAGGUGCUCGUGUCCUGGGCAUUCGAGUCUGGGGGGAGCGGCAAGGACUGUUCUGGAAGCGGGACAACCAGGAUCUACAGCCGCCGCCAAAGCUGACGAGGAGAGAGGUCUUCUCGCUGUGCGGACGUCUGACAAGUCAGGUCCCGGUGUGUGGCUGGCUGCGUGUCUCCGCAUCCUACCUGAAAAGACGCGCCACUGCAGCGACAGACGGCUGGGAUGACGAGAUCACCGACCCAGAACUCCAGAAAAUGGUCAUGGAAACGCUGCAGCGCGUGAAAAUGGCCGAUCCCGCACGAGGUCGCUGGGAUGUCACCGGCGAUGAGGGAGUCGUGUGGGUGGAUGCCAGCUCCCUCGCCAUAGGAGCCGUGCUGGAGAUGGAAGGCAGCAUCGUUGAGGACGCCUGCUGGCUUCGGAAAAAUCCCGAGACACACGUGAACCUUGCAGAACUGGACUCUGUUGUGCGUGGCAUCAAUCUGUCCCUGGCAUGGAACCUGAAGAAAGUGACUGUCGUGACGGACUCGAAAACGGUCUAUCACUGGCUAACAGAUGCGCUCUCCGGCAGAGCUCGGAUAAAGACGAAGGCGGCGAGUGAAAUGCUGAUUAGAAGGCGCCUGGAGACCGUGAAGAGUCUGAGAGAUGAGUACGGCCUCCAGCUGACCGUGAAGUGCGUUCCGUCAGUGGACAACAGGGCUGACGCACUGACGAGAGUGCCGAAGAAGUGGCUGAACCAACAAAGCGAUCCUGAGGUCUGCGGCGCUGCCUUCUCGGCGCCGGAUGUGGUCAGGAUCCAUGAAACAAGCGGACACCCAGGCAUCGGGAGAACGCUGCGCCUGUGUAGGGAGCACGACCCGGCUGUGAGCAGGCACCAGGUGCGCAGUGUAGUUAGCCAGUGCGAAAAGUGCCAGUCCAUCGAUCCAGCGCCCCAGCGGUGGACACAUGGUUCGCUGAGCGUGACCAAAUGCUGGGACAGGGUCAGCAUGGACGUCUGUCACGUAAACGAUCAGCUGUACCUGACUCUGAUUGACUGCGGUCCGUCUCGGUACGCGAUCUGGCGGCGGAUAAAGCGACAGGACACCGACAGCAUCAUCACGGCUCUGGAGUCGGUAUUCCUGGAGCGCGGCGCUCCGAGGGAGCUGCUGACGGACAACUUCACCUCAUUCCGCAGUGCCGCAUUCCACGAGUUCGUCAGCCGGUGGGGUGUCAGCGUCCGGUACCGAGAUGCCCAUGCGCCGUUCGGCAAUGGUGUCUCUGAGAGAAACCAUAGGUCGGUCAAAACAAUCGUAGCGCGCAAAGGCUGCUCAGUGGCGGAAGCAGUCUACCGCUAUAAUGUGAUGCCGCGCAGUGAUGACCUGAACUCUAGUCCUGCCAACGUACUGUUCAACUACAAACUGAGAGUGCCGGACGUGGAGAGUGAGGAAAAAGGCAUCCGUCUGUCAGCCGCCACCCGCCGUCUGUCGGCGGUGCAGGUAGUGGACAUUGUACGGGCUGUCCCCUACCGCUGGACAGUGGACAUUGGACGGUGUAUGCCGGUGGAUGGACAGUGGACAGUGGCCGUCACUAUACGGGGCGCCGGAGGAAAGCGGACAGCGUCCUGGGCGCCGCUGGACAGGAGACAUUGUCCGUCACUAUUCAGAACGAAGGACAGCGGACAGUGGACAGGGUCCAUCAGUGUCCGGAGCACCAGUGGACAGUGUCUGUCAACUCUGUGGGCGCCGGUGGACAGUGGACAGUGUCCUUCACUGUCCGUCAGUGCCGGUGGACAGUGUCCGGUAGCUCUGUGGGCGCCGGUGGACAGUGGAUAG